AUGACCUUGUAUACAGAUAAAGGUGUUAAGCCAGAUCUUGGAGUUUACGAAGGUUUUGAUUAUGUUACCUUUUGGGUUGGGAAUGCAAAACAAGCUGCAUCUUAUUAUACGACAAGAUUCGGAUUUAAGCAUAUUGGAUAUAGUGGAUUAGAGACAGGAGAGCGAGAAAUUGUAUCACAUGUUGUGAGACAAGGAAAUAUUACAUUUAUGUUUCAAUCAGCAUUGAAUCCGGGUAAUAAAAUAUUGGGAGAUCAUCAAACCACACAUGGUGAUGGAGUUCGAGAUGUUGCAUUUACGGUUGAUGAUUGUCGUGGAAUAUUCAAACAUGUUGUAUCACGUGGCGCUAAAGUAAUUAAAGAGCCUUGGGAAGAAAGUGACGAAAAUGGUGUAGUUGUUAUGGCAACAAUCGCAACUUAUGGUGAUACAGUUCAUACUUUUGUUCAACGAAGUUCAUAUAAAGGAGAUUUCUUGCCGGGAUUCAAAAAAUUGUCUUGGCACGACCCUUUGGAGUCUGCUUUACCUGAAAUCGGAUUAAAGUGGUUGGAUCACGUAGUAGGAAAUCAACCUGAUUCGGAAAUGGUUAAAGUUGCCGAAAUGUAUGAAAAAAUUCUCGGAUUUCAUCGUUUCUGGUCGGUUGAUGAUAAACAAAUUCAUACCGAGUAUUCUUCUCUUCGAUCUGUCGUAAUGGCUGAUUUUGAUGAAGCUAUAAAAAUGCCUAUAAACGAACCUGCUUCCGGAAAGAAGAGAUCGCAGAUCGAAGAAUUUGUUCAAUAUUACGGUAGCGCAGGAGUACAACAUAUUGCACUCAGAACUGAAGACAUAAUUACAACUGUUAGACAUCUACGAGCACGUGGCUGUGAGUUCCUUUCCGUUCCCGCGACAUAUUAUGAAAGUUUGCGAGAACGACUUGCAUCUUCUAGUAUUAAAGUCACCGAAGAACUUGAAGUUUUAGAAGAAUUGCACAUCUUGAUUGAUUUCGACGAAGAAGGUUAUUUGUUGCAGAUUUUCACUAAGCCAAUGCAAGAUCGACCAACUUUAUUCCUCGAAGUUAUUCAACGAAAAAAUCAUCAAGGUUUCGGUGCUGGUAAUUUCAAGGCUUUAUUUGAAGCCAUUGAGCGAGAUCAAGCGGCACGAGGAAACUUGUGA
This is a messenger RNA of Ambispora gerdemannii, 1146 nucleotides long. Lineage: Eukaryota; Fungi; Glomeromycota; Glomeromycetes; Archaeosporales; Ambisporaceae. The record is from the annotation of a GenBank genome assembly.